CAUUUGGCCGCGACGGUCGACGUUACGUCAUCGCCUGUGCGCCCGGAAGUGAUUGUCCGGGCUCCAGGGCAGGCCUUGAAAUCCGGGCCUACCCUGCACGGGCGGCGGAAUUAAGCAAAUCGAUGCAGUGCCGACCCGGUGACCAUGGCGGUGUUUCACGACGAGGUGGAGAUCGAGGACUUUCAAUAUGACGAGGACUCGGAAACAUAUUUCUACCCCUGCCCUUGUGGGGAUAACUUCGCCAUCACCAAGGAAGAUUUGGAAAAUGGAGAAGAUGUGGCAACGUGCCCUAGCUGUUCUCUCAUUAUAAAAGUGAUUUAUGACAAAGAUCAGUUUAUGUGUGGAGAAACAGUCCCAGCACCUUCAACCAACAAAGAGCUAGUUAAAUGCUGACGAAGCCCUCAGGAACUCCAAUCCUGAGAGCAGGGGAGGAGCCCAGGUGGAAGGGUGAGUGCAGUUACCAACCUCUUCCGUGGGUGUGGAUCAUCUUCAGCCGCUGAACUCGUCAUGGAAAAGCAAGCCUGUGUGUGACAUCUCAGACCUGGAUUUCAUGCUUACAUGGAAUUGGCAGGAUUCCUCAGUGUCCACCUGAAUGUGAGGAAGAGCCUUAUAAACUAGUGCUUUUUCCUUCUCUCAGUUGCGUCAUUUGAAUAUCUUAAAACUAACUCAUUUUCUGAAAG
This is a messenger RNA of Acomys russatus (golden spiny mouse), 680 nucleotides long. RefSeq names its product diphthamide biosynthesis 3 (gene Dph3). Gene Ontology annotation, molecular function: metal ion binding. Gene Ontology annotation, biological process: protein histidyl modification to diphthamide. Lineage: Eukaryota; Metazoa; Chordata; Mammalia; Rodentia; Muridae. The transcript is spliced from 3 exons. The coding region runs from base 145 to 393 and encodes 82 amino acids. The record is from RefSeq and is a predicted model, not a curated record.